Pelobates fuscus (common spadefoot toad) is the source of this 2259-nucleotide messenger RNA. It is a transcript of the gene NUFIP2, whose product is annotated as nuclear FMR1 interacting protein 2. NCBI's taxonomy places the organism in Eukaryota, Metazoa, Chordata, Amphibia, Anura, Pelobatidae. Gene Ontology annotation, molecular function: RNA binding. The record is from RefSeq and is a predicted model, not a curated record. The transcript has 4 exons. Bases 162 to 2129 code for a protein of 655 amino acids. Gene Ontology annotation, cellular component: cytoplasmic stress granule; nucleoplasm.
GACUUGGAGAUGCCUGAUUGCUGGAGAGAGACAGUCAAUCGUUUCUAGAAAGUCCCUAAGCCAACCGGCUUGCCCUAGUGUAAGAAGCACAUCUGCACAUUCCCAUCCAGAAACGGGGCUCUGUGCUCUGCAUCCAGCACAGGGGAGCCCAGACACCUUCAAUGGAGGAGCAGCCUGGACAGCAGCAGCAGCAUCAUCAUCUCCACUCUCCGCCGUCUCACAACCAUUACUACUGUUAUAGCCACAGUAAGCACCCACCAGCCCCAAACCUGCAGCAUGGAGCAGAAGCCAGCGCCAAAUACCAGCCCAAGCCGCUGAAACAUGACCACAAACACGCCCUACAGCACCAGGAAACGCACCCGAAGAAAACAGACCAUGGAGAGCUAAAUGGUUUAGCUGGAGACAGACACACCCCUCCAAAGACACUGGGUUCUGACAAAGUUGCAAACCAGACUUCCUCCCGGGUUUCCAACGGCAGCCAGCAAGUUGUUGACGCGAGCACCAACCCCAAGCAGCCAGCCAAGGCCCACAAUUUUGGCAAAGCGAGCAGCAAAACAAAACCAUUGCUCCAUAAAAACAGUAUGGACAAAAGGAAUGAAAAGUCUUACGAAAACAAAAUUAAAGAGAGCAAGUGCACAGACAAGGGGGAGAUUGGGCCUGUUCAGAAUGGUUUGCUUUCCAAUAGCCCUGGAUAUAUAACUAACGGUUAUGUGAGCAAAAGUGCUGAAAACGAUGGCAGUGGGUCAGAGAAUGGAUAUGCAACGCCCAAGAAAAGGAAAGCUAGGUGUACCAAUGCCAAAGUGGUGGAGGUGUCCUUCUCUGUGGUAGAUAAAAUGAUGGACAUUGAUGGCAAGUUGGAAUCUGAUUUAAUAGCGGAUCAAAGGGCUGGAACAAGACUGGAUAAUGCUAAAUCCACUUGGAAAUGUGAGUCUGGAUUUGGUAGUGCAGGUCGUGGUAAACCAAUCUCUGGAGAUAUACAGAGGAAAAACUCUGAUGCCAAACCUGUCACAGGAAAAAAAUUUGAUGACCGGCCCAAAGGGAAAACUUCCCCGGCCGCCACCUCCUCUAAAGAGGACUCCUGGACUUUGUUUAAACCUCCUCCUGUGUUCCCAGUAGACAAUAGCAGUGCUAAAAUAGUUCCCAAAAUAAGUUAUGCAAGCAAAGUUAAAGAAAACCUCAACAAAGCAGCCCAGAACAACUCUCCUGCUUCACAAUCUUCCCUUGCCUUCACUCCUCAGGCUGGUGAGGUCCCAACAUUGAACUGUGUGUCCCAGGUCCCUAUGUCUGCCAUGAAGUCUAUAUCUACAGUAAAUUUUGCCAAUGGACCCUUGUUAUUAGGAGCUGAUGGGGGUUUUAUGGCCACCGCUGCUAGUACUGUUUCACACACACUGCCUGGGGGAGCUGAUACUUUACCCUCAGAAUCUGCUUGUGCCCCUUCUGAACAAAGGAAGCCCGGUCUUUUUACUUAUCCUUUAAAUAUGCAACAUGCACUGCCGGACACAAUACAGGGGGAACAGUCUGGCCAGUCAAAUCAACAUAGUCUGGGAGAAAUAUUUCAGAAUCAGUGGGGCUUAUCUUUUAUAAAUGAACCUAGUGCUGGGCCAGAGGCCGUAACUGAUAAGCCUGCAUUUGGACAAGUGGUCUGGGAACACCCUAUCCCAUUGGUUUCACAGGGUGCUGAUGUAUCUGCCUCAGGAAAUGAGCGCCCGGUUUUCCCCAAGGCCUAUGAGUUAGAGAAACGGACUAGCCCUCAGGUUCCAGAUGGUGUUACCCUGAAAGCAUCUCUUGUGGGUCAAGGGGGUGAUGGGGCUGGGUUAUCCUCCGAUCCUAAGGAGUUAGGGGAGCUGCAAAAGACAGACACUGCUAGCCAUGGUCAUUUAGUGUUUCAGUCCAAGGUCUUUGAUAUGGAAGUUCCUGCACAGACCUCCCUGAAAAACACUUUACAGACCUCCGCCAAAGAAAAGGGGUACCACGGAGAUCAUGAACGCAAAGAUAGCUGGGGUUCUUUUGACCUGAGGGCUGCUAUACUCUAUCACACUAAAGAAAUGGAAUCUAUUUUGAAUUUACAAAAACAAGAUCCCAAUAGGAUAAUCACUUAUAAUGAAGCCAUGGACCGUCCCGAUCACUGAGAAUACUAACAGAGGACUACUGGCUUUCCUUUUCCUAUGUCACUUCAUAUGUGCAUGAGAGACAUUACCUGGAUAAUCAUGCCUUUGCAAUUCUUCAGUGUAACAGUGGAAAAAAAAACGUAAAAUAGAA